UGAUCACCAGGCAGCCAGAGCCAGAGCCCAGGAGCAGAAGGAAAACUUUUCAGUCAGACAGUCGAAGUUAAAAGACGUUACUGAGUAUUUCUGUUAACUUUCUGUAUUUAAAAUGCCUUUACGUUGUGGCGGAACAUCUGAGGCGAAAGAUGCAAAUGAAGAGGUUCAGAAAAUAUGCGAUGAGAUAAAGUCUCAUGCCGAGGACAAAGCUGGGCGCACGUUUGACGUUUUCACCGCCAAAUCUUUUAAAACACAACCUGUUGCGGGGACAAAUUACUUCAUUAAGGUGCAUGUAGGUGAGGACGACUACAUUCAUCUGCGCGUCUAUAAAACUCUGCCUCAUGCUGGAGAAAAACUGGAGCUGCACAGCCUACAGACAUCCAAGACUCAUCAUGAUCCAAUCGAAUACUUCUGAAGCAAACUAAGCAAAUCAUCAUAAAUACUGCCCACUCAUG
Messenger RNA from Cyprinus carpio (common carp), 455 nucleotides. Its product is annotated as cystatin-B-like. The record is from RefSeq and is a predicted model, not a curated record. Gene Ontology annotation, molecular function: cysteine-type endopeptidase inhibitor activity. Gene Ontology annotation, cellular component: cytosol. Lineage: Eukaryota; Metazoa; Chordata; Actinopteri; Cypriniformes; Cyprinidae.